AUGCCCAACUUACUAAGUCUACCUACCGAAUUGAUCACGCUCAUCGGUUCGUUUCUCAGGGCAGGAGCCAUAGGCCUUCUCCGCCUCGUCAAUAAAGAGCUUCACACGAAGACGUGGCGAAGCUUCUGUCUUCGUUUCCAAACCGUGAAGGUAUCUCUAAUCCGCAUCAGCAUACAAGCACUGAGUGACGCAGCGGCAUCGCCUGAUAUCUCCAACGAGAUCAAGCAUAUGAUCAUCGGCACCGAAACACUUGAACAAUACGAACACGCAUUGACGUCCUAUCCCCGUGCGCUGCGUGCUAUGAUAGCCAACGAGGGCAAGGCCGUCGACUUGCGCAUCUGGCUGCAAAACAUCAUCGUCCAAAAACUGCCGAACCUGCGUAUGAUCACAUUAGAAGAUCGUCCCGAAGAUCCAGACAGCGAAGACUACCGUCCAAGUAUGGGAAGCGUGGAGCUCAUGCGAAGAGCUGGCGUCGAUUUGAGCCUGAACGGUCCAUACGGUCUAUCCAUCUGGGACAAUCCCCGUCGAGGAGACGAUCGAUCUAUCCCCUUGACACAGAAAGUAUGGUAA
Molecule: messenger RNA, 570 nt
Organism: Alternaria infectoria
Lineage: Eukaryota; Fungi; Ascomycota; Dothideomycetes; Pleosporales; Pleosporaceae
Exons: 2
Coding region: 1-570 (189 amino acids)
Source: RefSeq, a predicted model, not a curated record